This is a messenger RNA of Galdieria sulphuraria, 2766 nucleotides long. RefSeq names its product ribonucleoside-diphosphate reductase alpha chain. The record is from RefSeq and is a predicted model, not a curated record. Gene Ontology annotation, biological process: deoxyribonucleotide biosynthetic process; DNA replication. The transcript is spliced from 7 exons. Bases 193 to 2634 code for a protein of 813 amino acids. NCBI's taxonomy places the organism in Eukaryota, Rhodophyta, Bangiophyceae, Galdieriales, Galdieriaceae. Gene Ontology annotation, cellular component: ribonucleoside-diphosphate reductase complex. Gene Ontology annotation, molecular function: ribonucleoside-diphosphate reductase activity, thioredoxin disulfide as acceptor; ATP binding.
AAAUAGCUCUUUAUAAGAAAAGCCCUCCUCUCCAAAGAAAUAGCCCGCUAUUCUUUUUAUAGCCCGCCAUACUCUUUUGAGAAACUCCUACAAAAAGGAAAUCCCAUUCCCUCUUCUGGGAAAACAGAAUUAAUCCUGAGUGUGAUUGUUUUUGGGUGCUCAGUUGAGUAUAUUUAUUUACAUAUCCAUAUCAUGGAAAUGCAUGUAGUAAAGAGAGAUGGCAGAAAGCAACCAGUAAAGUUUGACAAGAUUACCGCAAGAAUCAAAAAGCUUGCCUAUGGGUUAGAUCCCAUGGUAGAUAUUAUAGAAGUGGCUCAAAAGGUUUGUACUGGUGUAUACAAUGGUGUAUCAACUUCUGAACUGGAUGACUUGGCAGCUGAAACAGCAGCCUAUAUGUCUACCAAACACCACGACUAUUCUUUAUUGGCUUCCAGAAUAGCUAUUUCCAAUCUACACAAAAACACCCUCAAGUCGUUUUCUAAAACUAUGGAUAUAUUGUAUCAUUAUGAAUCCCCUAAAACCAAAGCUCCGGCUCCUUUGAUAGCUGAAGACAUCCAUUCUAUCAUUAUGAAGAAUGCUCACGUAUUAGACGACGCUAUUAUUUAUGAUCGAGACUUUUCUUAUGAUUACUUUGGAUUCAAAACUUUAGAACGUUCCUAUUUAUUACGUGUGGAUGGCAAAGUGAUAGAACGACCACAACAUAUGUUGAUGAGAGUAGCUGUUGGUAUUCACAAGGAUGACUUGGAAGCAGUAUUGGAGACUUAUGAUUAUAUGUCUCGAAAAUACUUUACUCAUGCUUCACCUACUUUAUUCAAUGCGGGUACUCCAAGACCUCAGUUAUCCUCUUGUUUCCUAUUAACUAUGACUGAAGACUCCAUUGAAGGAAUUUAUGAUACUUUAAAAAGAUGUGCAGUUAUUUCUAAAAGUGCUGGUGGUAUUGGAUUGGCAGUUCAUGAUAUACGUGCAACCAAAUCUUAUAUUCGAGGUACCAAUGGAACUUCUAAUGGCAUUGUUCCUAUGCUUCGAGUAUUUAAUGAUACUGCAAGAUAUGUGGAUCAAGGAGGAGGAAAAAGAAAAGGAGCUUUUGCUAUUUAUUUGGAGCCUUGGCAUGCCGAUAUUUUUGAAUUUUUAGAUUUGAGAAAGAAUCAUGGAAAGGAAGAAAAUCGAGCACGAGAUUUGUUUUAUGGUUUAUGGGUUCCCGAUUUAUUUAUGAAAAGAGUAGAAAAGGAUGAGAAAUGGAGUUUAUUUUGUCCCAAUGAAGCUCCAGGUUUGGCUGAUUGUUGGGGUGAAGCAUUUGAACAACUUUAUGAAAAGUAUGAAAAGGAGAAAAGAGCAAGACAAGUCAUAGAUGCACGUAAAUUGUGGUUUGCUAUUUUAGAAGCACAAAUAGAAACUGGAAAUCCAUAUAUGCUUUACAAAGAUCAUUGCAAUAGGAAAAGCAAUCAACAAAACUUGGGAACUAUUCGAUGUAGUAAUUUGUGUACUGAAAUUGUACAAUAUACGAGUCCUGAUGAAGUCGCUGUUUGUAACUUGGCUUCGAUUGCUUUGAAUCAGUUUGUACAAUUCUCAGAAGAUUCGGAAGAGCCUUAUUAUGAUUUUGAACAAUUAGAACACGUUACCAAAAUAGUUACUCGCAACUUGAACAAAAUCAUCGAUAUCAAUUAUUAUCCCGUAACUCAAGCCAAGACUUCCAAUUUACGUCAUCGUCCUAUAGGAAUUGGUGUUCAAGGACUUGCCGAUGCUUUUAUUUUGAUGCGGUUACCUUUUGAAAGUGAUGAAGCACGUCGUUUGAAUAUACAAAUUGCAGAAACCAUUUAUUAUGCUGCCAUGUGUACUUCCUUAGAAUUGGCACAACGUGAUGGAGCUUAUGAGAGUUUUCGAGGUUCACCUUUAUCUCGAGGCUUAUUUCAAUUUGAUUUAUGGCAAGUCAAGCCUUCUGCUCGUUAUGAUUGGAAAACACUUGGAGAAGCUAUUCAACGUGAUGGUGUUCGCAAUUCAUUGUUGAUUGCACCGAUGCCUACGGCUUCCACUUCACAAAUAUUGGGUAAUAAUGAGUGUUUUGAACCUUAUACAUCCAAUAUUUAUACGAGACGAGUAUUAGCUGGAGAAUUCACCAUUGUCAAUCAACAUUUGGUGCGUGAUUUGCAACGCUUAGGUUUAUGGAACAAUGAUAUGAAAAACAAAAUUAUUGCAUACAAUGGAAGUGUUCAACAUAUUCCUGAAAUACCUCAAGAUAUUCGUCAAUUGUACAAAACGAUAUGGGAAUGUAGUCAAAAGAGGUUAUUAGAUAUGGCAGCGGACAGAGGUGCUUUUAUUGAUCAAAGCCAAAGUUUAAAUGUAUAUAUAGCAUCACCGAAUAUUGGUAAAUUAAGUUCUAUGCAUUUUCAUGGUUGGAAGAAAGGUUUGAAGACCGGUAUGUAUUAUUUACGUACUCGACCAGCAGCAGAAGCCAUCAAAUUUACAGUCGAUCAACAAUAUUUAUCACAAGCAGUGAACAAAAGUAUGUUGUUGAAUAAUAAUAAUAAUAAUGGAGGAGAAGAAAAUGUUUCCAUCAUACGCAAAGUACCAACGAAUGAAGACUAUCUGAGUUGUUCAUUACAGAAUCCAGAAGGUUGUCUUUCUUGUGGUUCUUGAUAGUCAUACUUUACAGUUGAAAAUGAUCAUCAUUUGGUUUCGUUGUAUAUUUAUAUAUAUAUAUAUAUUAUAUAUGAAAUACCAACAUUGGCCAAUCCAUCUUUUGAUUGAUAUAAAAAGAGAAAUAUUUCU